AUGAAGCACCUCGCCGCUUACCUGCUCAUCGCCCUUGCCGGCAACGAGUCCCCCUCGGCCGCCGAUGUCAAGGCUGUUCUGUCCUCCGUCGGCAUCGACGCUGACUCUGAGCGCCUCGACAAGCUCAUCGCUGAGCUCCAGGGCAAGGACCUCCAGGAGCUGAUCGCUGAGGGUUCCACCAAGCUCGCUUCCGUUCCCUCCGGUGGCGCUGGUGGUGCUGCCCCUGCCGCCGCUGCUGCUGGUGGCGCUGCUGCCCCUGCCGAGGAGAAGAAGGAGGAGAAGGAGGAGGAGGAGUCCGACGAGGACAUGGGCUUCGGUCUCUUCGACUAA
Penicillium lagena is the source of this 330-nucleotide messenger RNA. RefSeq names its product ribosomal protein P2 (gene aspf8). Bases 1 to 330 code for a protein of 109 amino acids. The transcript is spliced from 2 exons. Gene Ontology annotation, cellular component: cytosolic large ribosomal subunit; ribosome. The record is from RefSeq and is a predicted model, not a curated record. NCBI's taxonomy places the organism in Eukaryota, Fungi, Ascomycota, Eurotiomycetes, Eurotiales, Aspergillaceae. Gene Ontology annotation, molecular function: structural constituent of ribosome. Gene Ontology annotation, biological process: translation; cytoplasmic translational elongation.